Messenger RNA from Carlito syrichta (Philippine tarsier), 933 nucleotides. Its product is annotated as olfactory receptor 8S1-like. Bases 1 to 933 code for a protein of 310 amino acids. The record is from RefSeq and is a predicted model, not a curated record. NCBI's taxonomy places the organism in Eukaryota, Metazoa, Chordata, Mammalia, Primates, Tarsiidae. Gene Ontology annotation, biological process: G protein-coupled receptor signaling pathway. Gene Ontology annotation, cellular component: membrane. Gene Ontology annotation, molecular function: G protein-coupled receptor activity; olfactory receptor activity. The transcript has a single exon.
AUGAAAAACUACAGUGCCAUCAGUGAGUUUGUUCUUCUUGGAUUGUCUACUGACCCCUACAUUCAGGCUAUACUCUUUGUGCUGUUCCUUCUGAUUUACCUCCUCUCCCUGACGGGGAAUUUCUUGAUGCUGCUGGUGAUUAGGGCUGAUUCUCAUCUCCACACGCCCAUGUACUUCUUCUUGAGACAAUUGUCAUUUCUGGACCUCUGUCACUCAUCGGUCACAGUUCCCAAGAUGUUAGAGACUCUACUUUCUGAAAGCAAAACCAUCUUUGUAGAGAGUUGCUUGGCUCAGGCCUUUCUGGUAUUUGCCACUGGUGGCACUGAGGCCUGUCUGCUGGCUGUAAUGGCCUAUGACCGCUAUGCUGCCAUCAGCUCCCCUCUGCUCUAUGGCCAGGUGAUGAGUAACCCGCUCUGUGUUGGGCUGGUGUGGGGCUCCUGGGGCCUGGCCUUUGUUGACGCUCUCAUCAACAUCCUCCUGGCUGCUGCCAAUUUAAACUUUUGUGAGGGCCAAACGAUUCCCCACUUCAGCUGUGAGCUGUCUUCUCUCUUCCCUCUGUCUUGCUCUGAGACCUCUGCCAACUUCACACUCCUGCUCUGCUCCUCUGUCUUGCAUUUCUUUGGAACCUUCCUUAUGAUUGUUUCCUCCUAUGCCCGCAUUGUCUCCACCAUCCUGAGCAUCAGCUCCACCUCAGGCAGAAGCAAGGCCUUCUCCACCUGCUCUUCCCAUCUUACUACUGUGAUCUUGUUCUAUGGCUCAGGUUUCAUCAGUUAUCUCUUGCCAACUUCAGGUUCCCCUAUGAAAAUGAUCUUCUCCUUGCAGUACAGUGUGAUCACACCCAUGUUGAAUCCCCUCAUCUAUAGCCUGAAGAACAAGGAGGUGAAGGCAGCUAUGGGAAGAAUGUUCAGAAAAUAUUUUCAUCCUCUCAUGUAG